Molecule: messenger RNA, 2061 nt
Organism: Ambispora leptoticha
Lineage: Eukaryota; Fungi; Glomeromycota; Glomeromycetes; Archaeosporales; Ambisporaceae
Source: the annotation of a GenBank genome assembly
AUGGCAUACAACCAACGAUACCCAUCAACACAUCAAACAUCCAAUCCACGGUACGGUUUUUCACAAUCCUACCAGCCAACAGCUGGAACACCACAACAAUCACAACCGGCAACCACAUUACUGCCUGCAACUUUAAACAAUGCCACCCCAUACGGUGCUAAUCAAUUAUACACCUCGCCCACGUCUAGUAAUUUGUAUAGUGGAACUGGGAUAGGCACCAGUGGUAGCAACACGAGUGGAUUCACGCAGACUGCCCACAGUGGACUGUUUAAUGCUAGUGCCUCGACCAAUUACCAACAGAGACAAACUCAACAACAACAACAGCAGCGAUUAGCCUCGUCUCAGUUACAAAGUGCACAUAUACCAUAUAACACUCAUCAAUCUUCAAUUACUUCACAUUCAUCACCCGCUUUAAGUUUACAACAAUUUCAUACAACUGGUGGAUCAAGUUCUACAACUACUCAAGCACCGGUUGCACAACAUAGUAAUAACAUGAUUUCGUUACCUACCCCGAAUUCAUCUUCCCUCAAUAAUAUAAUACGUCAACAGCCCGCGACACAAUGGAUGGACCCGAGCAGCUCAAGUAUGAAUAAUUUUGGAAUGACGGCGGGAAUCAUGCCAAAUGUGGGCCUUUUAAAUCCGUUGGGAUUCUCGAAUAGAUCGAACAAUGAUAAUAAUACACUUAGCCCUUAUAGUGUCGUCGGUGUUGAUGAUUCGACUACAGGAAUUAGCAAUGAUGAUUUAAUGGAAAGCACAAUAUCUGAUGUUUCAUCACCAUUAACAACCAACGCAACAGCGACCACACAAAAUUCAAUAACCGGACAACCAACCUACAUGAAUAUGUCACGUUUUUCACAACAACCGCAGCAAACGCAACAACAGCCAUCCACAGCAUCAUCAUCGAACUCAUCAUCUACCACCACCACACCCCAAGCAAAUAAUCAGCAGACAACCACGUCACAAGUCACCAUGCAACGUCAUGCCAAUGUCCGACGUAAUUAUACCACGCCUACGUCAUCACCAAGUACAAUGGGGAAUGUGGGGGAUCUACCCGCGACGUCGGUAAAUAAUGUUAUUAGUCCAAAAAGAACUCCAAACGACACAAACAAUACAUACAAUUCAAGUAUCUCAGCACGAAACAAUAUCUCUCACACUGGAUCAUUGAAUAAUUACAUGACGACGAAUUAUGCAUCUCAAGCGACUACUGCAAAUUAUCCAUCUCAAGCCACUACGGCUUCCGCGCAACAAUUGCAACAGCAAGCCACACCACAACAACAAUUAUCCCAGGCUCAAACCUCAUCACAUCAACAACAUGCUUCGCAGCAACAAACACGUAGUUCAUUCCAGAAUUACACUUCCCCGCAAAUAUCCGCCUCUCAUAUUCAGGCUUCGCCAGCACAACAGCAUCGAGGAGGCUACACACAUCAUCAACAACACGUGACUCAUUCCCCGCAUCAACAGCACAAUCAACAUCAGACUUCCUCAUCACAAUCACAUCAACAUCAUAUCCCAAAUCAACAUCAAGUUCCACAGAAGCGUCAAGUUGUGUUGCCUGGCGGUGGUCAACAAUCGUCAUCAUCCAAUUCGGUUGAUCCAACUAAAUCUCCUACGUCCCAAUCAACCAGUUUAGCCACUUCAGUGGUCAAAGACAAAAAAGUCAAACGACCACCGAACGCGUUCUUAAUAUACUCUGGUGAACGCAGACCGCAGCUCCAGAAACAGGAUCCAAAUCUGCAAACAGCGUCAGUAAGCAAAAAAUUGGGCGAGGAAUGGAGGAAUAUGGAUCCGGCUGAGAAAGAAAGAUAUAAUGAGAAGGCGCAUAAACUCAAAGAAGAGUUUAAGAGCAUAAAUCCAGAGUAUGUUUAUUCACGUCGUACUCCAAGUGGUGGUGCAAACAUCGGGAAGAAGCGAGGUUCCACGUCUUCAACAUCAAAAUCUAGUCCAGUUACUCCUGUUGCGCAACUGCCAAAUCCUCAAAUGUCUGCUCAAAUCGUUGUCCCAACUCCAACAAGUAAUAUUGUGCUGGUAAUGUAUCUUACAUCGAAUAAUUUAAUUAUGUAA